GCCAAAGUCACGUGAUUUCAGCAGUUUGGCGGUUUGACACACGAUCCGAAUCAUGAUUCGACACAAAAGAUUCAUAACGCUCCAAAGCUUCCUGAAGUUGAACUAACCCACUAACCCUUAAAGCUUUGAAUGACACCUAAUUUAUAAUCAUUUACUGUAAAGCAAAUGUACUGAACUAAUGUUGUAUUUAAAUAAAAAAAUAUGUUCUACAUAAUCAUUUGGACUAGAAAAUCAAAGUUGUAUUGUGUUCCAAAUUUGAAGUUGACAUCACAAAAAUUGAGCUACUAAAAGGUUUUAAUACUGUUUCAAAGGUAACGCAAUGUCCAAUUUUUUCACAGGAUAAAUUUAGAGUGUUUAAAGGGAUACAGUAGUUCACCCAAAAAUGAAAAUUAUUCCAUGAUAUACUCACCCUCAAGCCUUCCUAGGUUUAUAUGACUCCAGGGGCUUAAUAAAGGCCUUUUGUAGCGAAUUCGUACGUUUUUGUAAAAAAAAUAUCCACAUUUAAAACUUAAUAAAUUAAAAUAAGGAGCUUCCGGCGCAACAGCCAUACGUAUUCGACGUACGUCCAAAAAGUGUUAACUUCCGCGAUGUAGUACACAAUGACAUGACGUUCUACGAGUAAACCUUGGACGACUAUAUUUUUAAAUAUAUCUCUGAUUGUGUUCGUAUGAAAGAAGAUAGUCAUAUACACCUAUAGGAUGGCGUGAGGGUGAGUAAAGCUUGAGAUCAUUUUUAUUUUUGGGUGAACUAUCCCUUUAAGCUUACAAAUGAUACCUAAUUUAAGAUAAUUACUCAAAUAUAUGAUCUCUCUCUUUCUCUCUAACUAUCUAUCUAUUGAUCCAUCUAUCUAGCUCAACAUGUUUAUUGUAUGUUUUAUGGCCACUGUAGGCUAAUAUUCUUCUUGUUUUCUACAGAAGAAAGAAAGCCAUAGAGGUUUGGAGUGACAUGAGGGCGAAUAAAUGAUGACAAAAUUGUCAUUUUUGGCUGAACUAUCCCUUUCAAGUAGUUUUGUAGGUUUGAGGGCAUCUGGCGGCUGCUAAUCAGAGAUGUCAGACUUUGCAGCAAUCCCCAUCAUCAAACGCUCGCUGCAUUUCUCAGCUGUAGAAACCACAUCCAAGACGGGUUGCCAUGGUGUAAGUCUCUUUAGCGAUGCUCUGCUGACGUGGAAACACGCCGACGGCAUUGCUUAGUUUUGAAGUUCUAACGAAAAGGCAUUUUAACUAGAAAGCUUGUUAUGGACACCAGUAGCUUUAUUGUUUAGACUUUUCCUUUCAGCGUCAGUUUUUAACUCUCAAACUAAGACUUUUCUCCUGUUUUCAGCUGAUUCACAUCUCACAGCCUUUCUCAGCAGUUUCACAACCCACAAAAAAGGCACCAAAAUUCAAUCCCAGGUGCCUUUGAGCUCAACCUGUGAAUUAAUCAGUAGUUUGAUGCAUCCAUUAUAAAUGACUUGAUUGAAGCAACUAAAGCAUAAUUGCAUGAUAAUUGGGGCUUGAGGAGGAGGAGGAGAAGCUCUUCAGACCGUUUCCUCUGAAGUCUGACUGUGUGAGGUCACUUCCUGUGUUGGGGAUGCCAGCGGUCUAUAUAAACCCUGAGAACUGACCGUCUGUCAGUCAAGCAUCUGCAGACAGCAGGAGAACAGACGGCCGCCUCACUGUCCAAGAGAGAGACGAUUUCAUGUUUUUGCUCUUCAGCUCAAGGAGUUUAUGAGUUUGCAGAUGAUGUUGAAGACGCAAAGAUCUCAGCAGCGCGUCGCUUUCAUGAUACUGAUGGUGGUUGCAGCCGUACAGUGUCAGGAGAAUGAGAGCAGACGGGCGGUCACAGAGCAUCAGUUGAUGCAUGAUCGCGGUCGCUCCAUUCAGAGUCUGAAGAGACUGAUCUGGCUGUCCAGUGCGAUCGAGGGGCUUCACACCGCACAGACCCGCACACUGACCACCGACGAGCCGGACAGCAGGUGGCGCUUUCGCGGUCCUCAGCCCGGUAGAGACAGCAGCAGCCACAAGAGGGCGCUAGAGACGCUGUUGAGCGACAUGUACAGACCUCACCUCACUUCUGGACUGGACGGAGAGAAAUAGCGCCAUACGAGCACCAUUCUGAUUCCCCGGGAAAACUAACCAAUGACAGUCCGACCACGUCUAUAAUGAGACUGACUGGCGAAACGCUGAUGAACAAAACUAGAUUGCUGCCUUUAUAAUCAACAAAAUUGGAUAGUUAUUGAUUAGAAUGUAAGCGAUCUAGUUUUGGCGCGUUUCUCCCUCUGCGCAGACGCAGAGCGGCUCAUCCGUGAUCUUCACCUGUAUAAAUCUGUCAUGUAUUCAAGAAAUAUAGAAUCAGUUUAGAAUAUUUCUUUGAAAUACACCACGUGCAAUCGCAUUACCAUGGUCUUCACUAAUCACCUACACGUCCAAAAAUAUAUGUAUAAAAAAUAUCACGCUGUUUUUGUUUUGUAAGUGUUGAUUUAUUUAUGAGCAGAGGAUGUGUUGGAUGGGUUUCAAAUCAUUCUUGAUAUAUAUGGAUGGCUAUAAACAGAUCGUAUUUUUGAUUUAUUAUGUAUGUGUGUGAUUAAAGAUGCUUUUAAGUAAA
Molecule: messenger RNA, 2583 nt
Organism: Megalobrama amblycephala (Wuchang bream)
Lineage: Eukaryota; Metazoa; Chordata; Actinopteri; Cypriniformes; Xenocyprididae
Gene: pth4
Product: parathyroid hormone 4
Exons: 3
Coding region: 1707-2075 (122 amino acids)
Biological process (GO): osteoblast development; regulation of chondrocyte differentiation; adenylate cyclase-activating G protein-coupled receptor signaling pathway
Cellular component (GO): extracellular region
Molecular function (GO): peptide hormone receptor binding; hormone activity
Source: RefSeq, a predicted model, not a curated record